Molecule: messenger RNA, 903 nt
Organism: Mycena indigotica
Lineage: Eukaryota; Fungi; Basidiomycota; Agaricomycetes; Agaricales; Mycenaceae
Product: F-box domain-containing protein
Exons: 8
Coding region: 1-903 (300 amino acids)
Cellular component (GO): cytoplasm
Molecular function (GO): phosphatase activity
Source: RefSeq, a predicted model, not a curated record
AUGAAAUACGAGUCGAUCCAGGCUAUCGGCGGCUUCUUCACACAAGAUGAUCCUGCUGCAGACUCGACGGAGAUCGGCGCCGUCCCGCCCCGCUUCGGUCUGUUAGACGCUUCAGAAAAUAGAUGGACAACGCUUCAAGCACAGCUUCGCCAGCUCAAUGUGUCUGCUGGUACCGCAAUCUACAAACUGUUCAUUUUCGGACGCCAUGGACAAGGGUUUCAUAAUGUCGCGGAGGAUAAGUACGGUACGGUGGCCUGGGACGACUACUGGUCUAAGCUCGACGGCGAUGGAGAUCUGGUAUGGGGACCUGAUCCAGAAUUGACCACUAUCGGGAAAGAACAAGCUGUUGCUGUAAACGAACUAUGGAAAACCGAAAGGAAUGCCGGAAUUCCUCUGCCAGAGAGUCUAUACUGCAGUCCCAUGACACGUGCUAUCCAAACACAGCAAAUCACUUUCGCUUCUGUUGGUUCUCCUCCGCGGGCAUUGAUCAUGGAGAACUGUAGGGAGGAAUACGGCGAACAUACCUGUGAUAAACGCCACCCCAAAACGCACAUUCAACAACGUUUCCCUCAGUUUGACAUCGAAGAUGGAUUUUCAGAAGAGGACGAACUAUGGGAACCCGACAUGCGUGAGACCGCUGAUCACGCGGCUGAGCGAGCACGGCUUGUGCUCGAACAUGUUUUUGCCCAGGACAGGGAUUCGUUAUUUAUUUCUGUUACUGCUCACAGCGGAAUUAUUAACGGAUUCUUGCGAGCCUUGGGACGCCCACGAUAUGUGCUACCAACAGGCGGUGAUAGAUUCUUACUGGUUCGACCCGUGUUUUGCUUAUGGUUGGCAGGCGUCUUGCCAAUAGUCAUCAAAGCCACAGACGAUUUGGUUUUGUCGUCCACGACACUCGAAUAG